CUCUCUCUCUCUCUCUCUCUCUCUCUCUCUUUGCCUAUCUCAUUUAUUUUCUAUAGUGAAAUAAUUACAAUGUUUAUAUCUAAGAUGCAAAUAUGGAAAUAUACCUCAGAAAGGACAAUAUAGCCUACUGGACGCGUCACCUGCGGAGAGUACGUGCAGCCAAUCACCGCGCUCUUCAUUGUCAACACCUACCAUCCAUCCAAUCACAUCCUCAGACGACUAAAAGCCGGAUCUCCUGCGCUUACAGUAAUAAAGCACUGUACACAUACUGCAAGUUUCAUUCAGAAGCAACUCCUGAGAGAAGAAGAAACAUUUCAAGAUGACGAUUGAAAAAAAUUAAUAAUUAACGGAUACUGAUUAUUACAUUUCUUUAUUUUGUUUAUUUAUUUAUUUUAUUUUUUUAAGCGCCGGUUGCUUUCUGGUGAUUUUAUUCUAAAGAAGACAGAUAUAGGGACUUUUUGAUUUUACAAACAAGAGAAAGAAAAGGAACCCUCGGUAGUUUUUUCCUGAUAAACUCCUCACGAUGGACUCGAACAGAAAGCAUGUGACACCGCGGCUAAUGGUGGCUGUUGGGACAGCAGUAAUUGGCUCCUUACAGUUUGGCUAUAACACAGGUGUUAUUAAUGCACCUCAGCUGAUCAUCCAGAGCUUCUACAAUGAUACGUGGCAUAAACGGUAUAACGAAUUCAUCCCUCCAACCUCCCUCACCAGUCUCUGGGCCAUUUCUGUUGCCAUUUUUUCUGUAGGAGGUAUCUUCAGCUCUUUCACCGUAGGAAUGUUUGUCAAUCGUCUGGGCAGGAGGAACUCAAUGCUUUUGGCUAAUAUCCUGGCAUUUGUAGCAGCUGCUUUAAUGGGCUUCUCUAAACUGGCUGCAUCCUGGGAGAUGCUGAUCAUUGGUCGGCUUGUUGUGGGUCUUUACUCUGGUCUGUCCACAGGCUUUGUACCCAUGUAUGUAGGUGAAAUUGCACCGACGGCUUUACGUGGCGCACUGGGCACUCUGCAUCAAUUGGGUAUUGUCAUAGGCAUCCUGAUGGCACAGGUCUUUGGCAUUGAGUCCAUUAUGGGAAACGCAACAAUGUGGCCUUUCUUGCUGGGCUUCACCUUCGUCCCGGCCGUGAUUCAGUGUGCCCUGCUGCCUUUCUGUCCUGAAAGCCCUCGUUUCCUGCUCAUCAACCAAAAUGAAGAGAACAAAGCCAAGACAGUUCUGAAGAAGCUUCGUGGCACUGAGGAUGUUGGAGAUGACAUCCAGGAGAUGAAGGAGGAGAGCAGGCAGAUGAUGAGGGAGAAAAAAGUGACGAUCCUGGAAUUGUUCCGGUCUCCACUUUACCGCCAGCCGCUCCUUGUCGCAGUCAUGCUGCAGCUAUCCCAGCAGUUCUCUGGCAUCAAUGCUGUUUUUUACUACUCUACAAGUAUUUUCAUCACAGCAGGAGUGUCCCAGCCGGUCUAUGCAACCAUUGGUGCUGGAGUUGUGAACACUGUAUUCACCAUAGUGUCUCUGUUUGUGGUGGAGCGAGCUGGACGAAGAUCUUUGCACCUCAUUGGGCUAAUGGGAAUGGCUGUGUCUGCUGUUUGCAUGACCAUUGCAAUGGCACUGAUUGAGACAGUCAAAGAACUUUCAUAUGUCAGCAUCGUUGCCAUCUUUGCAUUCGUGGCCUUCUUUGAGAUUGGACCUGGUCCUAUCCCAUGGUUUAUCGUGGCUGAACUCUUUAGUCAAGGCCCCAGACCUGCUGCCAUGGCUGUGGCCGGUUUCUCCAACUGGAUGGCCAAUUUCAUAGUAGGAAUGAGCUUCCCGUAUGUGGAGCAACUGACAGGCUCGUACGUCUUCAUCAUCUUCACUGUGCUGUUGCUCAUUUUCUUCGUCUUCACAUACUUCAAGGUGCCCGAGACUAAGGGUCGGACGUUCGAUGAGAUCUCAGCAGGGUUUCGGCAGAAUGCAGGCUCUGGAGCAGAGAAGUAUGGCCCAAAUGAACACAACAUGCUGGGCACAGACUCACAGCUCUGAUCCCUGUAUUUUACUCCCAUGCUGCCUCAGUGGCUCUCUAUAAACCUCUGAUAACAUACUGUAGAGUGUGCUGCAACACCCACUUUCAGAUAGAUGUGUUUAUCUAUCGGCAAGAUAGGAAGCCUGUGGCUGACUCCUGUUUGUGUUCUCUCUUUAUUACUUAGAAGAAUGAGAGUAGCUACUCUGUGGGCCACUUGUGAUUAUUAUGAAUUUUUUUUUUAACAAUUGUGCUAUCACUGUGUGAUCACUGAACACUUGCAUUGCCUGCUGAAAAAGAUGUACACUUUGGAUACACUACUGCAUCACAUUAUUGUUUAUUUACACUAGAGAUGCACCGAUACUAAAUUUCUCAGCCAAUAUGAUAUAACCGAUACCGAUAGUGCUGCCUUUUAUGCCUUCUUUUAAAUUAAUAAUGAUUCAUUUAAAAAAAUACAUUAAAAAAUUAUUUAAAAGAAAUCUGAUGCAGAUAAAAACUUUAUUCUCUCCAUUUCAGCAAGUUGUUUCAUAGUAACUGGUCUCAUAAACAGAAAACAAAUUACUCAAAUUAACAUUAACACAUGAACUAAAUUCUGAAGAUUAAAGUAAGAUUUCUUAACUUAUUGAAUGUUAUUAAUUCAUAUUAACAUUGACUGAAUUCUAAAAAUCCUCAUGUUAGUCUCACAUUCACUCACCUCAAACAAAAGCAUUUAUACUUCAUAAUUAAACAUCAAACUGUUAAUAUAUAAGAUCAACUUUUUUAUAUAUUAACAUUAACUGGAUAUGAAAUAUAAUACUCUACAAAUAUAUAUUCUGUGCAAUAUAUACUACAUUUUUGUCAAACCAUCUUCAUUGAAAUCUUUCAACGGUGUACUGGCCCUUUAAUUCAGCGCGAGGGCGACGGGGCAGCGGGAAACUUCUGCGGCAUAAAAUUUACUUCCGGUGUAAAAUUUUAGCGGUGCAGAGAUUACAGACAUUACAAACUGCAGUUUUGUCAUCAUUCCACACAAGAAACAUAUUUACACGUAGCACGAAAUCGAUGUGUUUUCCCGCCCUCUUUUGAUUGACAGGAUAUAAUUGGCCCUGAUCGUAUGUUUUUAAACUAUCGGCCGAUAGCCGAUAGCGGGAAAAACAGCCUUUAUUGGCCGAUACCGAUUAUCAGCCGAUACGGUACACCAUUCAUUCCACCUGAAUAAUGUCAGAAUGUCUCUGGAUCAGAAGCCUAUCCCAGGAAUACUGGGUCCAUGUUGAGAAUACAUCCUCGAUGGGACUCCAGUCUAUCUCAAGGCAUGAUGCACACACCUUCACACACUCUUUCACAGCUAGGGGUAAUUUUGCAUAGCCAAUACACCUACCAACAGGUUUUGGGAGAUUCCGCUUUCUAGCCAUUUUUACUCAUUUCACAUUUGAAUUUUUGUUAUUGUACUGGCAGAUACAUUUUCUUGUUUCUAGAAAUAAAUGCAUGAAGUAAGCAACAUUUUGAAAUUGGUAAGAAAUUUAUUGAAGUAGCCUUAAUAAUAAUAUCAUAUUUUAUAUACUGUAUACCAUAAAUACAUACAUGCAGUGCCCUUCAUUAAUAUUGGCACUCUUGGUAAAUAUGAGCACAGAAGGUAGUGAAAAUUUUUCUUUAUUGUAAAAAUUCACAAAUAUACUCUGCUCUCACGGAUAUCAAACAAUUGCAAACAACUUCUUUUAAUUAUUGCCCUGAUGGUGGAAAUGGGCAUUUUCAAUGUUUGUGCUAUUUUCUUAUAGCCACUUCCCAUUUUGUGAUGCUCAACAACCUUUUGCCGCACAUCACAGCUAUAUUCCUUGGUCUUACCCAUUGUUAUGAAUGACUAAGGGAAUUUGGCCUAUGUAUUACCUCAUAUGUAUACCCAUGUGAAACAGGAAGUCAUGGUUGAACAAUUUCCUGUUCCUAGUCACCCAGGUGUACAAAAAUAAAUGUAAAAUAUCAAUGGGAAUAUACUUCAAAUUAAUUUUUCUCUUAUGAAUUCAUACAGGUGCCAAUAAUUGAUGCACACCUAUAUUUAACAAAGUUUUUUUUAUUAUUAUUAUUUUUUUAUAAACCUGUGUUGUGUUUGCAAUUGUUUGAUAUCCAUGAGAGCAGAGUAUUUCUGUGAAUUGUUUGAACAAAAGAUCCAAAGGUUAAAUAAUUAAAAAAAAAAAAAUCACAGCCUUCUUUGCUCAUAUUUACCAAGGGUGCCAAUAGUAGUGGAGUACACUGUACAUACAGACAUGCAUACAUUUACACACUGUUCCUGUUUCCAUCAGACCAAAUAAUUUAAUUGAUUUAUUGAUUUAUUGCUC
Ictalurus furcatus (blue catfish) is the source of this 4285-nucleotide messenger RNA. RefSeq names its product solute carrier family 2 member 1a (gene slc2a1a). The transcript is spliced from 10 exons. Gene Ontology annotation, cellular component: basolateral plasma membrane; apical plasma membrane. The coding region runs from base 524 to 2002 and encodes 492 amino acids. NCBI's taxonomy places the organism in Eukaryota, Metazoa, Chordata, Actinopteri, Siluriformes, Ictaluridae. Gene Ontology annotation, biological process: response to insulin; monosaccharide transmembrane transport. The record is from RefSeq and is a predicted model, not a curated record. Gene Ontology annotation, molecular function: hexose transmembrane transporter activity.